AUUUUGUUGGGAAGUUCAAUUGUUUUGACAAUUUGAAGUGAAUUUUUUUGGCAUUUUUUCACGGAGUUUUUCACACGCAAAAAUAGAAGCAAUACACCAUUUUGCGUCUCAAGCGCAUAUCUAAGGACAGUUGGUGAGAAAUGAGUUCAGAAGAUGCCACAGACGCUCCAGUUGAGCACCAGCCAAAUCCAAGGGAAUUGGAGAAGCUGGAGGAGGAAAAGCUGAAGGCAAAGUAUCCAGCAACGGCAGCAGUUCGUGGUCCAGGUGGACAUUCGGCAUUUCUGCAGAAGAGACUCCAGAAAGGGCAGAAGUACUUUGAUUCCGGAGACUAUCAGAUGGCAAAGCAAAAGGGUGGCGGGAUAAAGCAGGUGUUUGCCAACAAAGUACCCACAGGUGAAGCCAUUCCAACGCCAGAAACGGUGCCCGCCCGGAAGACUUCCAUCAUCCAGCAAUGCAACAAAUUCCAAACCAGCUAAUCAUCCCAUUUUCUUGGCCAUCUAACUUCCCCCGGACACCCCAAACCCCUCAGAUUUUUUCUCCUCUCCCUCCUCCUCAAUAAUUUAUUACUCAAUGGUAACCUUGUGUCUGUGUUUGGCUUCUGCUGAGAUGUUUCCCGAACCCUCUCAAAGAGGCUCAAAAUUUAGAGAGAGGAGAGUUUUUAGAUGUUUAGCAAAAAAGAAAAACGAUCUGAGUUUAGCAAAGCCAUUGAGAAAAAUUCUGUAGAUAUUUUCUGUCUUGUCACAUUUUUCCAAAGUUGAAUUGUUUCUGGACCCGGGGACAAUUUCCUCCCGGUCCGGACGCAAUUGUAUCCGUGACAGAGGACACCUCAUUUUGUCCAGAAACAGAAUAAAAAGAGUCGUUUAAAUUUUAUUGCA
Messenger RNA from Phlebotomus papatasi, 875 nucleotides. It is a transcript of the gene endos, whose product is annotated as alpha-endosulfine. The coding region runs from base 141 to 476 and encodes 111 amino acids. NCBI's taxonomy places the organism in Eukaryota, Metazoa, Arthropoda, Insecta, Diptera, Psychodidae. The transcript is spliced from 3 exons. Gene Ontology annotation, cellular component: cytoplasm. Gene Ontology annotation, molecular function: protein phosphatase inhibitor activity. The record is from RefSeq and is a predicted model, not a curated record.